CCGAAAGUUUUUCCCCAAAACCGUGUUCCUCGUGAAACUGAAUCCUCCAGCUGUGGCGUCCCAGGCGCCCGCCCCGACCCGCCGCGGCGCCCGCCCCGAGGCGGCGCCCCUCGCCCGCCGCCACUCGCUGCGCCCCUGCCCGCGCCCCUGCCCGCGCCCUGGGCUGUCCGCGCGCCUUGGAUCCGCUCUUCCGGGCACCUUUGCCCCGACCCUUUGCCCUGAAGAUGAAGGUUUGGCUGCUGCUUGGUCUUCUGCUCGUGCACGAAGCGCUAGAGGAUGUGACCGGCCAGCACCCCCCCAAGAGCAAGAGUCCAAAGGAGCCAGGAGAAAACAGAAUCAAGCCCACCAACAAAAAGGUGAAGCCCAAAAUUCCUAAAAUGAAGGACAGGGACUCAGCCGAUUCACCGCUGAAGAUGCAGUCUAUCAUGGUACAGGUGAUGGAUAAAGGUCGCUUCCAGAAAGCGGCUGCUACCCUGAGCCUGACAGCUGGGCAGACCCUGGAGCUCCGAUGUAAGGGGAGUAAAAUCGGAUGGAGCUACCCUGCGUACCUGGACACCUUCAAGGACUCCCGCCUGAGCGUGAAGCAGAGCGAGCGCUACAGCCAACUGACCCUGCUCAACUCCACGGCGGCCGACACUGGCGAGUUCAGCUGCUGGGGGCAGCUCUGCACAGGCUACAUCUGCAGGAAGGACGAGACCAAGACUGGCUCCACCUACAUCUUUUUUACAGAGAAAGGAGAACUCUUUGUACCUUCUCCCAGUUACUUUGAUAUCGUCUACUUGAACCCGGACAGACAGGCUGUGGUUCCUUGUCGAGUGACUGUCCUGUCAGCCAAAGUCACUCUCCACAGGGAGUUCCCGGCCAAGGAAAUCCCGGCCAAUGGCACAGACAUUGUUUAUGACAUGAAGCGAGGCUUUGUGUAUCUGCAACCUCAUUUUGAUCACCAGGGAGUCGUCUACUGCAAGGCUGAGGCUGGGGGCAAGUCUCAAAUCUCCGUCAAGUACCAACUCCUUUACGCAGAAGUUCCCAGUGGCCCUCCAUCUACAACCAUUUUGGCGUCCUCAAACAAGGUCCAGAGUGGGGAUGACAUCAGCGUCCUCUGCACCGCCCUAGGGGAGCCUGACAUCGAGGUGGAAUUCAGGUGGAUCUACCCAGGGCAGAAGGAUGAAAGGCCCGUGACGAUUCGAGACACUUGGAGGCUGAUCCACAGAGGACUCGGACACACCACAAGAAUCUCCCAGAGCGUCAUGACUGUUGAAGACUUUGAGACCAUUGACGCAGGGUAUUAUAUUUGCACUGCCCAGAAUCUCCGGGGACAGACCACAGUAGCUACCACUGUUGAAUUCUCCUGACUGGGAAAAUGAAGGGUAACGAACUGAUGGAGAGCCCGUUUGUGUAUGCAAGCAGCUUGGGCAUUCUUUCGACCUGUGCUUUGCCAGAGGCUGAUGUCAGGUGCCAAACCCCAGCCCCUGCUCGUGAGAAAGACCCAGACGGCCAAGCUCACGGGAGGUCAUCCGGUCUAAUAAUAGAAGUGUUAACUCCUCUGACAGAAAGCAUGUCUUUUGACUGCUUACCUACAUGUAUGCGUUUCUAGUUUAUAUACUAAGAAAGCAUAUAUGUAAAUAACUUGAUAUAAUCGUUUCUAUUAAAUGAGCAAGUUUUUGUAAAAAAAAAUUAAAAACUGGGCUAAGUGCUCAUUAUUUUUAGGUUGGCAGAAGGAUUUGUUAGUAAUGUUUGAGUCAAUACCUAAUAUUGCAGUUGAUUUAACCACAAUUCAUGAGAAUCUAAAAAUGUAGUAAUAUAUAGUUCAACUCUAUGAACUAUGAUAUGGAGGUCUCCAAGAAAUGAUAGAAACUUGCUUUUUAUUUAAAGAAAACUGCUGCGCUCAGAAGUAUUAGUUUUAGAUGUGUACAUUCAGUAAGAUAUACAGCAUGUGGUUUUAGAAGUUUAAUUUUCACUAUAAAAUAGGUGUACAGAUCAGGGAAAGUUCCACCUCAUUUAGAUGGUUUUUUUUUUAGCUUCUUCAAAAAUAUUUAGACCAUAUUUGUCCCCAUUUUCUUACCUUAAAGAGUAGAAAUUGUUAAAACUAGUCAAAAGUUAUUUCUCCAAAAUAUAUAGCUUUUUAAAAAAAUGCUUAGCCUCAGUUUAGCUCUGCAAGCCAAAUUUCAGCCAUGGCCAACUUUGUGGAUGCACUGGAAAUGCCUGGGAAACAGCUUAGGAAAUACAACGUCAACUCCUGUGCCGUGAGAAGGGCUGGAACUGGAUAACAUGUUGGAGAGUGAAGUAUAUACCACAGGUUGCACUUCUUAUAUUAAAUAUCCCAGCAUUAUUUAUUUAAUCAAGGUAAAAAUACACUUUGCAUCAUUACAAACUGAGCAUAAUUACAGUUUUUUACACAUCUAUUUCAUGACGGGCCAACAUUUUGCGUCCUAUGUGAAACAUUUGGUUUGAGAAAAAAACCUUAAAGUUCUCUGUUUUGUUUCCUAUCUUCUCUCCGGUUGUCUCCCAUUCUCUGAAGGCAUUUUAUACGAACUGCGUAAGGUUGAUUUCCCCGGACACCUAAAUGGUAUGGAGGAGAGCAGAGAACAGCACAAGAUUUACCAAGCGAGGGAAUGGAUGGCAAAUCCAACUUUGGCUAAUGACAUUGAGAGCAACUUGAAAGGGCAAAGAGAUAUUUCGGAAGGUGGCAGUGAACCUAGUUCUCAUGUAUCAGAGUGGACGUGGAAGGUUACAUACAGAAUAAACUAUUGAAGUUUAGACUUCAGACACAAUCACUAAGAAUAAAAUAAAACAUGCAUCAUGAAUAUAAUCUGCUACGUAGUGUACAGGUAAAUGAUGACUCAAAUAUCCACCUUUAGUAUCCUGAGUCUGUUCUUACUCUAGCGGUUAUUUGCACAGCCACAGAACGUCAGCAAUGCGGAUUAGUAAAUUCUGACACCCCAAUGCUGACACAAGCAGGAGAGGGGGACAUGCCACAGUUCUUCCUCCCACCUCACUCAAAGUAUUGGAAUUGCGGGAGGGAAGAGGUGAAGUUUGGAAGAGCAAUGGAAAUGCAGGAUGGAGGACAGUUCUACAAUAUAAGCCAUGUUUUCUAUUCGUCAGUGGGCCAUUCCGCCUUCCCAAAGACAGAAGGUUUCCUCAAAGGGCACACAGAACCUUAGCAUCAUCUUCUACUAAAUGCUGCAUCACUGGUUUGAUCAAGGUACUCCUAUUCAUCAAGCACUGAAUCUACCUUCCUGAGUUCUGCUAGUCAAUGACUUGUUCUUUAUUCCUGCUAGGGUUUCCCAAAAUGUGCACCAUCAGAUCCAGGCUGUAAUUUCUUUGGAAAGUGGUUUCAGCACCAUGAGGAAGA
This is a messenger RNA of Artibeus jamaicensis (Jamaican fruit-eating bat), 3352 nucleotides long. RefSeq names its product platelet derived growth factor receptor like (gene PDGFRL). NCBI's taxonomy places the organism in Eukaryota, Metazoa, Chordata, Mammalia, Chiroptera, Phyllostomidae. Bases 225 to 1352 code for a protein of 375 amino acids. The transcript has 6 exons. The record is from RefSeq and is a predicted model, not a curated record.